AUGCUAAAAAGAAUGUAUUAGUAAAUUAGUUAACUUUUGAAUGGUGAAAUACUUUAGAUUAAUUAAUAGAGGAGUUAGAUAGUCAUAUUUAGGAUAAUACAAUUAUCAUAAUAUUUUUCAAUAAUUAUGCCGUCAUACAAGAAUAAACUAGACAGUUUUCACUUCACUUCACUUAUUACCAUAUUGAAAACAUCAUUAUUGGAUUAUGAUAGUAUUCCAAUCUUUUUAGGUUAUAUUUCUAGUGCCAUAAGCAUUACAAUCUUAAUUUAUAUACUAAUAUUAAGUUGUUUGAACAUAAAAUAAAUUGCUAUUGUUAAAAAGAUCAUACUAAUUUAUGUUGGAUUGCUUCCUUAAUAUUUCUGUUAUUUAUAAAUAUCUAUAACAUCACAUACAUUAUUAAAAUUAGAAAAUAAUUUAUUUGAAUAAAUGCUAGGAACUAUAACUAUUAUAAUAAUAUUUAUUCAAUCUUUUUUAAGCUUAUUGUUUAUGAGGAAUACUUAUUUUAGUUAAACUAUAUUAUGUAGAGAUUUAACAAUAAUAGGUUUAAUAUCUCAAAUAAUGAAAUUUAUGACAAUUUUAUUUUACUUUUACAAUAUUGAUAGUAAUAAUACUCUCUAUAUAAUAACGUUGAUAUGUGCCCUAUUAUGGACAAUAUCAGAAGUAGCUGAUAUUUUAUACUAUUUUCCUUAUUGUUUAUCUGACAAUUAAUUUUAAUUUUGUUUAAAUUCAAUUAAAAUUAUAAGUACCAUAAUGAUGAUACUGGAUGCAUCAAUAGAAUUUGAAUAAGCAGUGAUAAUAUAUUAAUUAAUACUGAGUGUAUUGGGAUAUUAUGCUAGUAGAUAGGUUUUUCGAGUUUUUCUCUAUAAUAAUUGCUUUAAUCUCUUUUCUAAAGCAAUUUCUAAGGAUUAACAAUCUCUUUAUUUGAAAAUUAUUCUAUUUCUAAAGGAUUAGUAAAAAGAGUAGAGAAAUAUUUAUCAGUCCUUUUUAAGUUGUAAUGUGUUGAAUUUGCAUAAAAAGUAUUGUGAAUAGAAUUGCUAAGUAAUAAUUUAUUUUAACAAGGCAUAAGUAUAUACAAACAUUCUAGAAUGCUUAAUAUCAAAGAUUUUUUAAAAUGAGGAGGAGUCCCUUUUUCUUUAUAAAAUUAGUUAUAUAGCAUUCAUAAAGAAAUAAUAUUCAUUGAGCUUAAUGAAAAUUAAAUAGUAUCAAAUAUUUAAUGGGCAUACUCAAACUUGGUACUUUAAAUUAAUGGUUCUUGAUAUUACUAAAAAUAUAGAACGAGAAAUUUAAUAAGUUCUUUAUAAUAGUAAUAUAGCUUAAAAUUGGAAUAGAUAUACUUAUUUAACAUCAAAGGAUUUAGUUGAAUUUGAACAAUAAGAAAUUGAAUUAAUGCCAAUGAUUGAACAAUUGAUAAAUAAAAAAAUAGAUAUUUGGUAAUCACAAAUAAGAGGAUUUAAAAAUAUCUAUGAUUUGUAAUAUAAGCUAAUUAAUUUUGCAAAAUUAAUUGAUUAAAUAAGAAAACAAUUAAGUAAUAUAUUUGAAAAAGAUAUUAACGAUAUUAGUAUUAGUUUAAUAAACAAUAUUUAUCAUCUUAGAAUUUUAUCGUUAUAUUAUUCAUUAAUAGUGAAUGAUUAAUUGAACAGUUAUUUAUGCGAAAAAUAAAUUCAAGUUGUUUAUUAUUUUGAAUAAACACUUAAAUAAAAUGAAUUAACUUCUUUAGCUUUAAUUACUGAUAAAAUUUCAGUGGUUGCUGUAAGUCUUGUUAAAAAGUAAGGUGAAAUACUAAACAAGAAUAAAUAAAAAAUAGGGAGUUUGUUUGGAUAUCAUAAAAGCAAUGAAUAUAAUGCAUUAUUAUCAGUUAAUUAAAUUAUACCUGAUUUUAUUGGUAGUAUACAUAAUGAAAUGUUAACAGAAUUUCUAAAAAAAGGAUAGUCAUCUUUUUUUGUUUAAUUUAAAACAGUUUUUGGUAAAAAUAAAGAUUAUUUUAUAAUGCCAUUAUAAUUAAAAUUUUCAAAUGACUUUAAUUUUGUGGAUGAUUUUGUAAUAAAAGGAGUCAUGUAUUAAGGACAAAAAUAAUAGGAUUUUAUAUUAUUUGAUGAUCAAGGACAUAUUUAAGGAAUUACUAAAUAAUUUUAUGAAAUUUUAAUUCGAGAUAAUUAUAAAUCUUAUAAAAUAGAUUUAGAAUAAUUAACUAAAUAAAUGUAUAUUUAUUACUUUAUGCCUGAAAUCUUUAAUAUUAUUUAAGAAUAUUAAUAAUAGAAAUAACACAAUUAAUUAGUUUAAUUUUUAGAAGACACUCAAUUUAUAGUGAUAUAAAAUCUAAUGGAAUUUCAUGAAGAUUUUUCAAGAUCAAUUAAAAAGUUUACAAGACAUACAGUUACUGAUCCUGCUUUAUAUGCAUCUAGUUAUACUAAUUGUUCUGAGUUGACAAAUAAUAAUGUAAAAACUAUGAUGAGAAGAAGAAUGUAUACAGAAAUAGAUAGAAAUUUAAUAAAUCAAGAUUUUGCAAAAAGUGCCAUAAAAUUUAUAUAUAAUAAUGUAAUUUUAAUGAUUAUGAAUAGCUUGACAAUUAUGUGACUUAUUUCAUAAAAUUUCAAUUAUAAUAUUAUCCUAUUCAGAAUGAGAAAGUAAAAGGUUUUUAUAUACUAGAAAUAAUAGAUUAUAGAAAAAAUUAUGAUAAAAAGGUAGGAAGUGAGGCUGUGUUUAAAGAUGUUGAGUCUUAAAUGAAAUAAUCAAUAAAAAUUUAAAGUUAAUUUAUAUAAAGAGUUUAAAAUUAAAUUGAAUUUGAAGAAAUUAAUGUUUGUUAAGUAGCUAAAUCUAAUACAAUUACUACUGAUAAUAUAAGAUUAGACACAAAUGGAAAUACAAGUAAAAGAGUUAUUUUUCUUAAACCUGAAAUUUAAAGUCAACUUAAUGAUUUUGCAGGAGUAGAGAAAUCAGAAUCUAGUUCUGAAGAGAAAUAGGAAGAUUACUUUUCCCCUCCAUAAUCAAAUAGAUUAUAAUUUUGUAAGGAGAAUGAUAGUAUUCAACCUAAUUAACAAAGUGUUAAAAAUUAGAAAAGGAAUAUUAGUGAAAUGGAAAUGGCAAUAAAUUAAAGCUAAUCUAGUGGUGUUUCAAGAUAAUCAAGUCGAACUAGCACCUAUUUCAAUAAUCUUUUUUUAAAUAAAAUCAGAUAUACAAAUAAUAUAAAGGCAAUAAUCUUUAUAUGUAUUUUAACUGUAACAAUAAAUCUAUUUUUGUGCAUAUUUAAUAGCAUAAAAUUAUAUUCUGGUUAUUAGAACUUCUAAACCAUAACUACAAAUAUGAAGGUUCCUAUGAAUUUAAACAGAUAUUAUUCUAAAACUGCAACACUUGCUUGGAUCUCUAUAUGCUCUAAUUAUAGUAUAUUAAAUAUUAGUUAGUUUUAGAAAAAUUAAAAUUAAUAUCAGUUGAAUUAAAUUAAUCAAUUUAUUUUAGGCAAUGUAUCUUUAAUCUAUCCAUCUUUAAUUGAAACUGAAGAGUAGAUACCAUAUAUAAAUUAAUCUUUAGGAUUAUAUCACUAUGAAGAAGUAACGCUUACCUAAUUUAUAGAUUACAUGAAUUUUUUCACUAAAUAAAUUUUGGUAAAUAAAGAUAUUAAUACAGAUUAUAUAGAGGCUAUGAUUAUUUUAAGAUAUAAUGUAAAAAACAUGAGAAAUAUCACAAUUUAAAUUAUGGAUUAAUUAGAAACUCAAUUUGAAUUAGAGAGAGAUUUCUAAUUAUCUAAUCAACUGAUUGCUAUUAUUACAAACUCUCUUUUAAUGCUACUUUUAUAUACUGUUUAAUUCAUAUUUUGUUUAAAAAUUCAAAUUUAAAAUCAGACACUAUCUUUAUUAGUAGGAAGAGUAAAAGAAUAAGAAAUAAUGAAUGAGAUUGUAAAAACAUAGUAUCUUUUAUAAUCCUUAAAAAAUAUUGCUGGUGAAGAUUCAUGGAAAAGAAUCAAUUUUUGGUCUUAUAUUUUUUAGAAUGAUUAUGAUAAUGUAUACAAAGCCAGAUUAAUUUAAAAUAAAACAAAUAGAACUUCUAAUUUAAAUUCAAGAAUAAAACACAUAAGAAUUAGAUUUAAAUUUGAACUUUUAAAAUUAAUCAUCUUUUUAAUAAUAUAUUUGUGCUUUAUUUGGGGAUUAUAAAUAUUAUAUUCAACUUAAACUGAAUAAAUGACUCCUAUUGUAGAAUUAGAAGCAUAAUAUGUAAAAUUUAGUGUGAAUAUUGAUAUUCUAGUUUUCAGUGGAUUAAUUAUAAAAUCUCAACCUCAGUUAUACUAAAAUUUUAUUGAUAAUAAAAUAUUUUCGGAAAAAUAGAUAAAUUUGUUUGAUGAUGAUAAUCAAAUUAUUGAACUAUUUAAUUCAUUAUAAACUACAUUUAGUUUAACAAUGAAAUCUUUAUUUAAUGAUGUCAUUUCAACUUUACCAUCAAGUGAUGAUGUUAGUAAUUUAAAGAAAUUAAUUGAUUCAGAUGUAUGUUUAGUACUUUAUAAUGAAAUUCCAUUCUGUUAAUUUUAUAAUAUUUCUUAAGUUGAAUUUAUUAAUAAAUAUGGAUAGUUUUAUGAAUACGAUAAUGACUUAGAUUAUUUAAAAAGUGGAAUUCUAGGAAUAAUGGCCAAAUAGGCAAGCUUUUAUUAAUAAAAUUAUGGAUAUGAAAUUGAAAAUGUAAAUUUUAAUCCAAACUAAAAUGAAAUCAAUUCAGUUUAUAAUGCGAUUGAAUUUCAUUAAAUAAUUUUAUCUCACUUUAAAGAUUCGUAUCUCUGUUUUGUAAAAUUUUUAGCACUUCUCACUAAAAAUAUUUCAGAUAUCAGAUACUCUGAUUUCAUUAUUUUGUUACUCUAUAUUUACAUUGCAGGAUUACUAUAUUUCAUUUUAUAUAUAAUAUUCUACUAUUUUUGGAUAAAGAAAUCCAAUAAAUAUAUAAGAUCUUUAAAAUUAAGUUUAGUUGUUAUUCCAAAUGAAUAAUUAUUCAAUAGUAGCAUUAUCAAUAUAUUAAGAAAAUUUGAUUGA
Molecule: messenger RNA, 5009 nt
Organism: Paramecium sonneborni
Lineage: Eukaryota; Ciliophora; Oligohymenophorea; Peniculida; Parameciidae
Source: the annotation of a GenBank genome assembly